Molecule: messenger RNA, 1212 nt
Organism: Umbelopsis ramanniana AG
Lineage: Eukaryota; Fungi; Mucoromycota; Umbelopsidomycetes; Umbelopsidales; Umbelopsidaceae
Exons: 1
Coding region: 1-1212 (403 amino acids)
Source: RefSeq, a predicted model, not a curated record
AUGGAUCACGACUCUCAUCACCUCCUCAACCAUCUCAAAGUCACUCCUUCUCCGCCGUCACUAACUGACCACAGUAUACUGACCAUUUCUCUUGAAACAGGAGCACCAGACCAUGGACCAGGAUGGUGGAAAUUAAAUACGAAUAUUCUAGCAAGCCCAACAUUUCAAAGGAACAUUCGUGACUUCCUCGAAUUCUGCUUCAACCCAGAAGGUCCAUUCGGACACACCACCCCAAAACUCCUAGAUCAUGAUGAGUACGACUCACUCAAAUAUAUGCUUCGAAAACUAUGCAUGGAUUACAGCGCGAAACAGCAGCGCAAGAAGAAAAAACACCUACUGUACAUUAACUCCGAGAUAAAUCGUAUCUCUGAAAUUAUCCCUACAGCGAGAACCUCGCCACAACAACAACUCUUGCAAUCACUCCUGACCGAACUAGAUAAAAUAGAACUGGAAAGACUUGAAGGCCAAGCCAUUCGAAGCCGUAUCCUAUGGAGGGAGCAAGGAGAGAAGUCGACGGCAUACUUCUUUCGAACACUAAAAAGUAGGCAGGCUAAAGCCCAAAUGACAUCUAUUGACCAUCCACACACAGGUGUAUCCUGCGACACUACGACAGAAAUUUUGGAGGCUACCACAACAUUCUACAAAGACCUCUUCACACCAUCAGACAUACCAAUCACUGAAACACGCUCUUUUCUCCAACAUACACCGGCCAAUGUGUUCUCGGAAGAGGAAAAACAAGAAUGCAUACGACCUAUCCUUCGCGACGAGAUACUAGAUGUCGUAAACAGCUCCCCGAAUCAGAAAGCCCCGGGUAACGACGGAAUCCCCUUCGAAUUUUACAAAACCUUUCAAAACUCCAUUCUUAUAGAUAUCCUUACCAGCCAAUGCAAUCAAACAUUGAAGAAAGCGCAUAUACCAGAAAGCUGGAACUCGACAAAUACAGUUCUGAUCCACAAAAAAAACUGUCGCAGGGACCUCCGCAACUGGCGCCCGAUCGCGCUAGUUAACGCCGACAGCAAAAUCUUCUCAAAAGUGCUUAGCAACCGAAUACAACAAACGAUAUCACUGUGCAUAGAUCAAUACCAAACAGGCUUCGUGAGAGGACGAUAUAUUGCCGACAACGCCGCUGCUGCGCUGUUGCUCAUGGAACAUGCGGAAAGAACACAAAAAAAAAAAAAAAAACGAACUCCCACCCUGCAUGCUUCUUCUUGA